UCCUGUUUGAAACCUGUUUGCACUCGCCUCCCUCACAUUCCUUCAUGCAGACGCGUUCACGCCUCAAGGCUUCCGUCCUUCACUUCAGCAUCAUGUUCGUGUCCCGGUCGCUCAGCUGCUUCAGGUUCUGCUGCUCGAGAAACAAAACCCUACGAACCGACACCUUCAGUUCAGCCUGGUCGACCAGCUUCUUCUCCGGCUACAGCAGUGAACCACCGACCAAAGAUGUGUCUCUUCAUUACAGCCUGGGCCGCCCGGUCCUGUCGGUGCGUCUCCCUGCAGGUCAACCGUCUCGCUUCACCCUGACGCCCAUGUUGACCACCGUGGGCGACCUGCUUCGAGACAUCUCAGCCAAAGACCCCGGGGUCCACAGCGCCGCUCUGCUGAACGGAGAUGGACAGAGAAUCUCCUCGUGCACGUUUAUGGAAACAGUUUUAAAUAAAGAUUUCCAGCUCGUCAUCAACGGCGUCACAUACAAUGUUGGCUCUCUCGGCCAAGGUGUGUCUCAUGAGCACGUGUUGGGUCUGAACGAUAUGAAGUACGUGGUCCAGCUCCUUCAAUCCGCUCUGAAUCUCCCUCAGCAGCAACACGUCAAACACUCGGAGCUGCUGAUCCAACGGGAGCAACUACAACAGGAGCUCAGGCCACUGGAGACGGUGAAAAUCCAGAUGGCGAAGGAGGCGGAGUCGAGAGCCUCCCUGCUGGGGUGGGCGGGGCUUGGUUACCUAUCACUACAGGGAGGAUUCCUGGGUUACCUCACCUGGUAUGUGUUUGCAUGGGACGUCAUGGAGCCAGUCACCUUCUUCAUCUCCUGCACCACCAGCAUGAUCUUCUUCGGCUACUACAUCCUCACAAAACAGGAGUUCAUGGUCACGGGGGCAAGGGAUCGUCAGUUCCUUCACUUCUUCCACCGCAGAGUGUCUCAACAGAAAUUUGAUCUUCAAAAAUACAACGAGCUCAAAGACAAGAUGGCCGAGGUGGACGAUGAUCUCCGGAGGUUGAGAAGUUCGAUCCGUCUGCAGCUGCCCGUGGAACAGGUUCAAAGAUCCCGCUGAGAUUCUUGUGUCAUUCAAUUUCACCUUUGUUUGUUUACAGUGAUAUUUUCUGUUGUAGUCAUUUUGGACUUUAUUAAAGAUGUGGUGAAAUAAAACAAUUGAAUCUGUAUCCGUAAUUAUUUAUAUAUAAAUAUUUAAAAGAUCCAUUAUAACUAUCAUUACGAAAUAUCACCCUGUACUUAAAUAUAGCAGCAAUAUACUUUUAAUACCUUUAAAAAUAUAUAUUUUUCAUAGUUGUUGAAACAUUCCAGGCUAUUGUGUUAGCGGGGUUAGAGCAAAUAUCAAUAUCUUACGCCAUAGAAAUAGGAAAUUAUUUUAAAGUGGUAUUAUUAUAAAUAAUACAGGUAUUUCAUUGGACACAAAGCAAGUAUUUAACCCCUCAGUACAUUCCUUAAGAAGAAACGUUUAUUAUGUCUUAUGUUUCACAAUUAAAAGUAAUUGAUUGUUUGAAAAUGAAAAAACUUUGAACAACUCAAGUU
Messenger RNA from Platichthys flesus (European flounder), 1534 nucleotides. RefSeq names its product calcium uniporter protein, mitochondrial-like. Lineage: Eukaryota; Metazoa; Chordata; Actinopteri; Pleuronectiformes; Pleuronectidae. The coding region runs from base 45 to 1055 and encodes 336 amino acids. The transcript has 9 exons. Gene Ontology annotation, cellular component: uniplex complex; mitochondrial inner membrane. Gene Ontology annotation, biological process: mitochondrial calcium ion homeostasis; calcium import into the mitochondrion. Gene Ontology annotation, molecular function: calcium channel inhibitor activity. The record is from RefSeq and is a predicted model, not a curated record.